Molecule: messenger RNA, 426 nt
Organism: Salpingoeca rosetta
Lineage: Eukaryota; Choanoflagellata; Craspedida; Salpingoecidae
Product: 40S ribosomal protein S12
Exons: 2
Coding region: 1-426 (141 amino acids)
Biological process (GO): translation; ribosome biogenesis
Cellular component (GO): ribosome; cytosolic small ribosomal subunit
Molecular function (GO): structural constituent of ribosome
Source: RefSeq, a predicted model, not a curated record
AUGGCUGAGGAGCAGCAGACCAUGGACACCACCCCCGAGCAGGUUGAGACCCCUGCCGUCGAGGCCGAGCUCACCAACGAGGAGGCUCUGCGCCUUGUGCUUCGCGAUGCCGUGCAUUCUGAUGGCAUCGUCCGCGGUCUGCGCGAGGUGGCCAAGACCAUCUCCCGCGGUGACGCCAUCUUCGCCGUUGUCGCCAACGACUGCGACGAGAAGAACAUCACCAAGCUCAUCGAGGCCCUCUGCGCCGAGCGCAAGGUUCCUUUCGUCACCGUCGAGAGCAAGAAGCAGCUCGGCGAGUGGGCUGGUCUCUGCAAGAUUGACAAGGACGGUAACCCCCGCAAGGUUGUCAAGUGCAGCUGCGUCGCCGUCAAGGCCCUGCCCGACUCCCGCGCCCUUGCCAAGCUCCGCGAGAGCCUCAAGGCAUAA